Molecule: messenger RNA, 2139 nt
Organism: Stylophora pistillata
Lineage: Eukaryota; Metazoa; Cnidaria; Anthozoa; Scleractinia; Pocilloporidae
Product: serine/threonine-protein kinase 32B
Biological process (GO): regulation of signal transduction; protein phosphorylation; G protein-coupled receptor signaling pathway
Molecular function (GO): G protein-coupled receptor binding; ATP binding; G protein-coupled receptor kinase activity
Source: RefSeq, a predicted model, not a curated record
UUGAAAAGCCGCGACCCUCGACCUUGUUCCAGUGGUGAACCUUUAAAAGGCUAGAAGCCUUUUAGGUUACGGAAAUUAAUUAUUUUAAACUGAAAUUUUCUCUAGCAGCUUAGUUUUGCAUGAAGCUGCCCGCCUUCGGCAUUCGGGCUGAAGCGGGUCGCCAUAAGUACUACCCAACAUAGGCUGUACACAAAGCUCUUUAAUGGGCGCCAUUCAAUCAAAUCGAAAACCUUCCUACGAUGCGAGCGGCGAUGUCGAUUUCGACCAUUUUCAGAUCCUGCGAGCAAUUGGACGAGGUGCUUUUGGAAAGGUCUGCAUCGUCCAGAAGAAGGACACAAAGGCCAUGUAUGCAAUGAAAUACAUGAACAAGUAUGCUUGCAUAAAGAAGGAUGCUGUCCGCAAUGUGCUGCGCGAGUUGGAAAUUCUCAAGUUUCUCGAGCACCCAUUCCUUGUGAAUCUUUGGUUCGCUUUUCAAGAUGAAGAAGAUAUGUUUAUGGUGGUAGACCUUCUACUUGGAGGAGACAUUCGUUACCACUUGCAACAAGUAACGAAAUUCGACGAGCCUAGAGUUAAGCUAUAUCUAUGCGAACUUGGUCUGGCCUUGGGGUACUUGAGAAGCAAAAAAGUUAUUCACAGGGAUCUAAAACCAGACAAUUUACUACUCGACGAGAAAGGACAUGUCCAUUUGACAGAUUUUAAUAUAGCGACAAUUCUGGAAGAUGGAAAAUUGGCAACGUCCAUGUCGGGAACCAAACCAUACAUGGCUCCUGAAAUAUUUAGCACAGCUAGUGAGGAGACUCAAGGAUAUUCCUUUGGUGUUGACUGGUGGAGUUUAGGAGUUUGUAUCUAUGAAAUAUUAAGAGCAAAGAGACCAUAUGAAAUUCAUGCCAACACAAGUCUGUCAGAAGUGAGACAAAUUUUUGCUUCUGAAUCUGUUAAUUACCCCACAACUUGGUCAAGAGACAUGAUACAUGUACUUCAUAGACUUCUUCAACAAGAUCCCAAGAAAAGACUGGACAGUUUAGAGGCCUUGAAACAGGAAAGCCUUUUGACAGAUGUUGAUUGGGAAGCUGUAGAGGCUGUUAAUGUUCAACCUAGCUUUGUACCUCCUAAAGACCACUUGAACUGUGAUCCCACUUAUGAGCUGGAAGAAAUGAUCAUUGAAGCAAAGCCACUUCACAAGAAGAAGAAGAGAUUGAAAAAAUUGUCAAGCAAGAUGGAGAGUGAAGAGGAAAUGGAUCCUACUCAAAUUUCUUUAGAAGAAAUCAAAAAGGAUUUCAAGCUGUACAACAGAGAGAGGUUACUUAUAACUCAAAGACAAACAAAAACAAAUGCGAACCCUGCCCAAGAAAACAGUGAAGAAAAAACUGCUGAAAUGUCAGUAGCAGAUGCAAAACCAUCGUGAUAUUGGUGUGUACCAGCAGUACUUCCUCCUCUGCAACUCACCUCUGUCAGUAGUAAAUCUCAUGUAUGCAAAUCAAACAUGAGUGUGGUAGGAACAAACAAAAACAAUAGAGUCAUUUUACUUUUUAUCUGUAAUAUUUAACAGUCCUCAAAUUUAGACCUUUCACCUCUAUAAACACUUGUAAUUUGACAUCAAAUGUCUGUAAAUCACUUUUAAUGCCAUUAACUGUUCAGCUGGCCACCAAGUAAAUCUCUGCUUGUCAUCCACAAAUUAUGCAAGGCAACUAUCUUGGUCCUUUUUUGAAACUAUCUUCAAAAUUAACUUUCAUAAUCAUCAGGUGUGAAUUCGGGACCUGUAAUUUGUAUAUUUUUAGUGUCAUUACACUGUAUGCCAAUAAUUUUGUUCAAGCAGAAUUGUGCUUAAAGAAAUGCAGUGAGGAAGAGGGGUUAACUUUAUCAAUUAACCCAGGGGGACUUAAAGUAAUCCAGCUUAUGAACAAUACACUCAGAAAACAGACAAUGCUUUAGCCCAGUGGUUUAGUACUUGACUCUUGAUGAAAACAUGGUUCGUACAGGUUUGAUGACCUUUUAUUCAAGGACUUUUCCAGGACUUUUCAAGGACUUUCAACAAUAUUCAAGGAGUCCAUUUCCACACGCACGAUAUCACAUUUUUCCAGUUACUCCAAAAAAGCAAUUUCUGUAAGUGCAAAUAAAAGUCAUACAACCAAAAGAUAG